Molecule: messenger RNA, 3878 nt
Organism: Lolium rigidum
Lineage: Eukaryota; Viridiplantae; Streptophyta; Magnoliopsida; Poales; Poaceae
Product: ABC transporter B family member 11-like
Exons: 12
Coding region: 16-3729 (1237 amino acids)
Biological process (GO): transmembrane transport
Cellular component (GO): membrane
Molecular function (GO): ABC-type transporter activity; ATP binding; ATP hydrolysis activity
Source: RefSeq, a predicted model, not a curated record
UCGGACGUGCUGCUCAUGGUGGCCGGCGCGGCUGGGGCGGUGGCCAACGGCGUGUCGCAACCGCUCAUGACUCUCCUCUUCGGCGACGUCAUCGAGGCGUUCGGCUCCGCAUCCCGCCACGACGUCCUUCACCGCGUCUCCGAGGUGUGCUUGAAGUUCUUCUAUUUGGCCAUAGGGUCUUGGUUUGCUUGCUUCCUCCAGGUCACAUGUUGGAUGAUUACUGGAGAAAGGCAAUCUGCCCGUAUUCGAGGCCUCUAUCUUGAAGCUGUUUUGAGGCAAGAUAUUGCAUUUUUUGACAAGGAAAUGACAACCGGACAAGUGGUUGAGGGGAUGUCUGGAGAUACAAUACACAUCCAGGAUGCAAUUGGUGAAAAGGUUGGAAAGUUUAUACAACUUACUUCUACCUUUAUUGGGGGUUUUGCAGUUGCUUUUACCAAAGGAUGGCUUUUAUCAUCUGUUAUGCUGUCAUGUAUUCCUCCUAUAGUAAUUGCUGGUGCAACUAUGUCAUGGAUCAUAUCCAAACUGUCAACCCAGGGUCAAUCCAAGUAUAAUGAAGCAGGGAAUGUUGUUGAACAGACAAUUGGAGCUAUCAGAACGGUCGCUUCCUUCAAUGGAGAGAACCGAGCCACUACGCUAUACAAUAAAUACAUUGGGAAUGCAUAUGUUUGUGAUGUUCAAGAAGGCACAGCUACUGGCCUGGGCUUUGGUUUUGUUAUGUUUAUCCUUUUCUGCACCUAUGGUCUAACAGCAUGGUAUGGGGCAAAGUUGAUUACUGAUAAAGGAUAUGGAGGAGGGCAGGUUGUUAGUGUCUGGAUGGCAUUCAUGACAGGUGCAAUGUCACUAGGUGAGGCAACACCAUGCUUGACUGCUUUUGCUUCUGGGCAAGCUGCUGGCUAUAGAAUGAUGCGAACAAUUCGAAGGGAGCCAGAAAUUUAUUCCGAUGUAAUAGAUGGUAUUGUAUUAGAAAACCUCAGAGGUGAUAUAGAGAUGAGGAAUGUAUACUUCAGGUAUCCAUCUAGGCCUGAUCAAUUGAUAUUUGAUGGGUUUUCAUUACAUGUUCUGUGUGGUACAAUAAUGGCUAUAGUAGGAGAGAGUGGCAGUGGAAAGUCAACUGUGAUUAAUCUUCUAGAGAGAUUCUAUGACCCUCAGACUGGUGAAGUUUUAAUAGAUGGUGUUAACAUGAAGAAUCUGAGGCUUGGACAUAUAAGGGAAAAAAUCGGCCUUGUCUGCCAGGAACCGCUGUUGUUUGCUACCACUGUCCGUGAGAACAUCGUUUAUGGCAGAGAUGAUGCAACAACUGAGGAGAUAAUGGUUGCUGCCGAGCUUGCUAAUGCCGCAAAGUUCAUUGACAAGCUACCUAAUGGUCUAGAUACUAUAGUCGGCGAGCACGGAGCACAGCUUUCUGGAGGGCAAAAGCAAAGAAUUGCCAUCACGAGGGCCAUCCUGAAAAAUCCAAAAAUCUUGCUGCUUGAUGAAGCAACCAGUGCACUAGAUUUGGAUUCUGAGCGAGUUGUUCAAGAAGCCCUUGGUAGAGUUAUGCGAGAUAGGACCACGGUCAUAGUUGCUCAUAGGCUCAGCACUAUAAAAGAUGCUGACAUUAUAUCAGUCGUGCGGUGUGGAAGAGUAGCUGAACAAGGUACGCACAUUGAACUACUGAAGAACCCCAGUGGUGCAUACUCCCAGCUUAUACAGUUGCAGGAUUUAACCGAAGGACCAGAUAAUUCUGAUGUUGGUUAUCAGAAGUCAAUCUCAACUAACCUAAAUGUCCGAUCCAUUAGCAAAUCCAGCCAAAGUAAUAAUGCAUCGUUCAAGAGAUCAGUAGGUGGUGGAACUUCAUAUGGGAGCACAAGCAUGAAUUUAGUUUCUACUGCUGGCCUGAUUGUCCCAGAGAGCACACAUACUGAACUGCAGUCGUCUGCUGAUGGUGAAGAGCACAGGAGGGUGGCCCUCUCUCGGCUUAUUUCUCUUAAUAAACCAGAGAUACCAGUUAUUCUGCUAGGUACUGUUGCUGCAGUCAUCUCAGGUGCUCUCUUUCCAUUGUUAGGUUUAUUGAUCUCCAGUUCCAUAAACUCAUUUCAUGAGCAACCACAUGAACUCCGGAGAGACUCCCGGUUUUGGACAUUGAUGUAUAUAGCAGCAGGAGUUGCUUCACUCAUUUCCUUGCCAAUGGAAUAUUACCUAUUUGGACUGGCUGGCGGGAAGUUGGUUGAGCGCAUUCGUUCUUUAUCCUUUGAAAGAGUUGUCCAUCAAGAAAUCAGCUGGUUUGAUAACCCCACAAAUGCUAGUGGAACAAUUGGCGCUAGACUGUCUGUUGACGCUUCAAAUAUUCGGCGGCUUAUAGGAGACUCAUUGGCGCUGAUUAUUCGCAGCACUGUCACAAUCCUGGCUGGAUUUAUCAUUGCAAUGGUUUCAAAUUGGAGGCUUGCCCUUAUUGCUACAGUGAUACUACCUUCGGGUGGUCUCCAGGGAUAUCUUCAGAUAAAGUUUUUGGAGGGAUUCAGUUCAGAUGCCAAGGUGAUGUAUGAAGAAGCAACUCAAGUAGCAAAUGAUGCUGUCAGUGGUAUACGAACUGUUGCUUCCUUCUGUGCUGAGCAUAAGGUAAUGAAGGCUUACUACAAAAAGUGCGAAGCUCCAGUGCGUCAGGGGAUCCGUCAAGGCAUUGUCAGUGGUUUGGGUUUUGGCGUAUCGUUCUUCGUACUGUAUUGCACAUAUGCCCUUUGUUUUUACGUGGGAGCAAAGUUUGUGCUUGAUGGCAAGGCCACAUUCACUGAAGUAUUCAGGGUGUUCUUUGCUUUGCUCAUGGCAACGAUAGGAGUUUCACAGACAAGUGCACUGGGUUCAGAUUCUGCCAAGGCCAAGGAAUCAGCAUCCUCAAUAUUUGCCCUCAUUGACCGUAAAUCGCGGAUCGACUCAAGCAGUGAUGACGGCAUGGUCUUAGCUGACGUGGCUGGUGAACUUGAACUCUGUCAAGUCUGCUUCUCCUACCCAUCCCGCCCAAGUGUGCAAAUAUUCAGAGACUUGUCACUGAGGAUACCACCAGGGAAGACGGUUGCCCUUGUUGGAGAGAGCGGCUGUGGUAAAUCCACCGUGAUAGCACUACUGGAGAGAUUCUACGACCCUGAUUCGGGCAUGGUAAUGUUAGACGGUGUCGACAUCAAGAAUCUGAAAGUCGGCUGGUUGAGGCAGCAGAUGGGGCUGGUGAGCCAAGAGCCCGUCCUGUUCAACGACACCAUUCGUGCCAACAUUGCCUACGGCAAACAAGGCGAGGCGACAGAAGAUGAGAUAAUCGCUGUCGCUAAGGCUGCAAACGCUCAUCAGUUCAUAUCAUCGUUGCCUCAUGGCUACGACACCUGCGCCGGCGAGAGGGGGGUCCAGUUAUCCGGCGGACAGAAGCAGCGGGUCGCCAUCGCAAGAGCCAUCCUGAAAGACCCUAGGAUCCUUCUCCUUGACGAAGCGACGAGCGCACUGGAUGCCGAGUCUGAGCAUGCUGUCCAGGAGGCGCUGGACCGGGUGAUGGUCGGCAGGACCACCGUUGUCGUGGCUCACCGGCCGUCGACGAUUAAAGGCGCCGACGUCAUUACCGUCCUGAGGAACGGCGAGGUUGUUGCCAUGGGGAGACAUGAGCAGCUGAUGGCCCUGAAGGAUGGCGUGUAUGCUUCUUUGGUGGAGCUCCACCACAUGGAUCCAGAGCGCACCGGCAAGGGGCAAUCUGUCAGCUACGGUUUGUAAUUGUAAAUAUACCUCGUGAAGGUUUUCGUUUCAUAUCGCAUAGCAAUUUACAUUACAAGUAUGUUUAGAUUUGGUGACGGUGCACAUAUUUGUGUAGAGAAAACCUAUGCAUAGUGUGAAGUUAUGUGCAUUCUGUAUACAUAGAAAAA